GACGCCAUAUUGUCUUGUCAAAUUCUGUGGCCGUGUAAAACUUGCGUUUGGGAUUUUUGGAAUUGUCGUUAAAACGUUGUAAAACCAUUUAAUUGCGUCUUAUAAUAUAUAAGACGCAGGGUGCAUAGCUGCAUCCUCUAAAUCAUGAGCUACCAGAUUCCGACUUCUCAAAGUCGCACAAUGUCGCACAGCAAUUAUGGUGGGUCAGAUGUACCAAUGGCACCAAGCAAGGAGCAGCAGACACUGUUGUGGCAGCAGAACUCCUACCUGGUGGAUUCAGGCAUCAACUCUGGAGCUGCGACUCAGGUGCCAUCACUUACUGGCAAGGAGGAUGACGAGAUGGAGGGAGACCAGCUUAUGUUUGAUUUGGACCAGGGGUUUGCUCAGGGAUUUACUCAAGAGCAAGUUGAUGACAUGAACCAGCAGCUAUCGCAGACCCGCUCUCAGCGCGUCCGCGCGGCCAUGUUUCCUGAAACCUUAGAGGAAGGCAUCGAGAUACCCUCCACUCAGCUAGAUCCAGCGCAGCCCACGGCUGUCCAACGUCUGUCUGAACCCUCGCAGAUGCUCAAGCACGCUGUUGUUAACCUUAUCAAUUAUCAGGAUGAUGCUGACCUGGCAACUCGUGCCAUACCGGAGUUGAUUAAACUCCUCAAUGAUGAAGAUCAAGUGGUAGUGUCUCAAGCUGCCAUGAUGGUGCACCAGCUCUCCAAGAAGGAAGCAUCUCGCCAUGCCAUAAUGAACUCACCUCAGAUGGUCGCCGCUUUAGUGCGCGCUAUUUCUAACUCCAAUGACUUGGAGACUACCAAAGGAGCAGUCGGAACCCUGCAUAAUCUAUCGCACCAUCGUCAGGGUUUGCUGGCUAUCUUCAAGAGCGGAGGCAUUCCCGCUUUGGUCAAGCUGCUAAGCUCCCCAGUCGAAUCUGUGCUUUUCUAUGCUAUCACUACUUUGCAUAACCUUCUGUUGCACCAAGAUGGUUCCAAGAUGGCCGUACGUCUAGCUGGAGGUCUUCAGAAAAUGGUAGCUCUGUUGCAGAGGAACAAUGUUAAGUUCCUCGCAAUUGUGACUGAUUGCUUGCAAAUCUUAGCGUAUGGAAACCAGGAAUCGAAACUUAUCAUCCUCGCCUCUCAAGGACCGAUCGAACUGGUGCGCAUCAUGCGCUCCUACGACUAUGAAAAGUUGCUGUGGACCACCUCCAGGGUGCUGAAGGUUCUCUCAGUAUGCUCAAGCAACAAGCCAGCGAUCGUAGAGGCCGGCGGCAUGCAAGCCCUGGCCAUGCAUCUCGGGAACCCCAGCGGCCGCCUCGUGCAGAACUGCCUCUGGACUCUGAGGAACUUGUCUGAUGCUGCCACUAAGCAGGUGGAGGGCCUUGAGGGUCUGCUGUCAAGCCUGGUGCAGGUGCUAGCCUCCACCGACGUAAACAUCGUGACCUGUGCUGCGGGAAUCCUUUCCAACUUGACUUGCAACAACCAGCGCAACAAGGUGACAGUGUGCCAGGCUGGCGGCGUGGACGCCCUCGUCCGCACCGUAGUGUCCGCCGGUGACCGCGAGGAGAUUACCGAACCCGCGGUGUGCGCUUUGCGCCAUCUCACAUCUCGCCACGUGGAAAGCGAGAUGGCGCAAAAUGCUGUCCGUUUGCACUAUGGACUGCCGGUGAUCGUGAAGCUACUCCAGCCGCCGUCGCGCUGGCCGCUGGUAAAGGCGGUGGUGGGCCUCGUGCGCAACCUGGCGCUGUGCCCCGCCAACCACGCGCCGCUGCGCGAGAACGGCGCCGUACACCACCUCGUGCGCCUGCUAAUGCGCGCGUUCAACGACACACAGAGACAACGCAAUUCUGUCUCUGGCGGCACCGGCACGGGCGGCGCGUACGCCGACGGUGUGCGCAUGGAAGAGAUCGUCGAAGGGGCCGUGGGCGCACUGCACAUCCUCGCGAGGGAGGGGGUCAAUCGCCAGCUCGUUCGCCAGCAGAACGUUAUACCGAUUUUUGUGCAGCUGCUUUUCAAUGAAAUCGAGAACAUACAGCGUGUGGCUGCGGGCGUACUCUGCGAGCUGGCAGCCGACAAAGAAGGGGCCGAAAUGAUCGAAGCCGAAGGGGCCACAGCUCCGCUUACCGAGCUACUCCAUUCACGUAACGAAGGCGUCGCAACAUACGCAGCAGCAGUACUGUUCCGCAUGUCGGAAGACAAGCCUCAUGAUUACAAGAAGAGACUCUCCAUGGAGCUGACUAAUUCGCUGUUCCGCGACGACCACCAAAUGUGGCCCAGCGAUCUUGGCAUGCAACCAGACUUACAGGAUAUGCUCGGGCCAGAGCAAGGAUAUGAAGGGCUGUACGGCACACGACCGUCGUACCAGCAAGGAUACGAUCAAAUACCGAUAGACUCAAUGCAGGGGUUGGAAAUUGGGAGUGGCUUCGGCAUGGACAUGGAUAUCGGCGAAGCAGAGGGAGCGGGGGCCACAUCAGCUGACUUAGCGUUCCCCGAACCUCCGCACGAUAACAACAAUGUCGCGGCUUGGUAUGAUACCGACCUUUAGGGCAGAUUUAUUUCCCAUCUAUAAUUGUGUAACCUAGUACAAAUUGAGCAACAACAGCUAGCAGGACAACAUUACUAUGGUAAAAACUAUCCCACUUUUGUAUGUACAUGGUUGUACGUAAUUACAAUAAGCGGCUACGCAGACGUACUAUUAUUAUGUACGAUGAUUUAUAAAAUGUUAUACCAUGAAUAUUAGACCAGUAUAUAAUUAAAUAGCCAUGUUCACAGAUAGAGAACGGCGUGUGGGUAGCAUCUAAAGUGUUGUUAGCUAGCUAUUGUAGCGCGAUUUAAAGAGAAAUAUAAAUUGCUCGUAAUGUAAAGAUCUAUAUUUAGAUCAUUCACAGGUACCGAGCAAUCUGCAUGGUUUUUACAAUGCCAGACACACAAUUUAAUUUUCUAAAAAUAAUUUCACUGAAUGUUUUAAUGCUACCUUUGUUGCAUAAUUAUAGUCGGCG
This is a messenger RNA of Hyposmocoma kahamanoa, 2983 nucleotides long. RefSeq names its product armadillo segment polarity protein (gene arm). NCBI's taxonomy places the organism in Eukaryota, Metazoa, Arthropoda, Insecta, Lepidoptera, Cosmopterigidae. The record is from RefSeq and is a predicted model, not a curated record. Gene Ontology annotation, cellular component: catenin complex; adherens junction. Bases 145 to 2529 code for a protein of 794 amino acids. Gene Ontology annotation, biological process: positive regulation of transcription by RNA polymerase II; cell adhesion. The transcript has 15 exons. Gene Ontology annotation, molecular function: protein phosphatase binding; alpha-catenin binding; cadherin binding.